Molecule: messenger RNA, 1905 nt
Organism: Acanthochromis polyacanthus (spiny chromis)
Lineage: Eukaryota; Metazoa; Chordata; Actinopteri; Pomacentridae
Product: tripartite motif-containing protein 16-like
Molecular function (GO): protein binding; zinc ion binding
Source: RefSeq, a predicted model, not a curated record
CAAACAGUCUGUGUGAACGAGAGGAGAAAUGGCGCAGCAAAGAAAUCAGCUGGAUUCAGAGAAAUUCUCUUGUUCCAUCUGUCUGGAUCUACUGAAGGAUCCGGUCUCUACUUCCUGUGGACACAGCUACUGCAUGGACUGUAUUAAAACACACUGGGAUGGAGAGGAUGGGAAAAGAAUCUACAGCUGCCCUCAGUGCAGGAAGAUUUUCACACUGAGGCCUGUCCUGCAGAAAAAUGUCAUGUUAGCAGAGUUAGUGGAGGAUCUGAAGAAGACUGGACUCCAAGCUGCUGCUGAUGAUCACUGCUAUGCUGGAUCUGAAGAUGUGUCCUGUGACGUCUGCACUGGGAGGAAGAUGAAGGCUGUCAAGUCCUGUCUGGUCUGUUUGGCCUCUUAUUGUGAAAUUCACCUCCGACCUCACUAUGAUUCACCUCCAUUAAAGAAACACCAGCUGGUGGAGCCCUCCAAGAAUCUCCAGGAGAACAUCUGCUCUCGUCACGAUAAGAUGAUGGCGAAUUUCUGUCUCACUGAUCAACAGUUGAUCUGUUAUCUCUGCACAAUGUAUGAACAUAAAGGCCAUGAAACCGUCUCAGCAGCAGUAGAAAGGAUGAAGAGGCAGAAGGAGCUAGAGGUGAGUCGACUGAACGUCCAGCAGAGAAUCCAGGACAGACAGAAAGAUGUGAAGCUGCUUCAACAGGAGCUGAAGGACAUCAAAGUCUCUGCUGAUAAAACAGUGGAGGACAGUGAGGAGAUGUUCACCCAGAUGAUCCAUCUCCUCCAGAACAGACGGCGAGAUGUGGAGCAGCAGAUCAGAUCCCAGCAGAAGAUCGAAGAGAGACGAGUCAAAGAGCUUGAGGAGAAGCUGGAGCAGGAGAUCAGAGAUCUGAAGAGGAAAGACGCUGAACUGAAGCAGUUCUCAGAUACAUCAGAUCACAACCAGUUCCUCCACAACUACCCCUCAGUGUCAGCACUCAGUGAGUCCAAACCCUCAUCCAACGACAUCAUCCGUCCUUGGAGACACUUUGAGGACGUGACAGCAGCUGUGAAAGAGCUCAGAGAUAAAAUACUGAACAUUCUGUGGGACGCGUGGACAAACAUCUCACUGGCAAUCACUGAAGUGGAUGUUCUACUGCCACAACCAGAACCAAAGACCAGAGAUGAGUUCUUAAACUAUUCAAGAGAAAUCACUCUGGAUCCAAACACAGCAAACAGAAAGCUGUUAUUAUCUGAGGGGAACAGAAAAGUUACAUUCAUGUUUCAACCUGACCAUUAUCCUGAUCAUCCACACAGAUUCACCGAAUGUUGUCGGGUCCUGAGUAAAGAGAGUCUGACUGGACGUUGUUACUGGGAGGUGGAGGAGAGUGGAGAAGGAGUUUAUGUAGCAGUCGCAUACAAGAAUAUCUGCAGAAAAGCAUACUCAGAUGAAUGUGGAUUUGGAUUCAAUAAUAAAUCUUGGGCUUUAUAUCGUGGUACCAACGGUUAUUUUUUUGGCACAACACUAAAACUCCCGUCUCUGGUCCUCAGUCCCAGAAUCGGAGUCUAUCUGGAUCACAGAGCAGGUAUUCUGUCUUUUUACAGCGUCUCUAAAACCAUGACUCUCCUCCACAGAGUCCAGACCACAUUCACUGAGCCCAUACAUGCUGGAGUUCAGUUUUCAGGCUAUUUAUUUUUUCUUUUCGGAUAUGGAGACACUGCAGAGUUUCUUCAACUCAAAUAGAGUAACUCCAGUGUCUGAGGGUCGGUUCAUAUUCAGCCCUGAUUUAAGUUCAUCAUAGUUGCAGCAUUAAUUAGUCACAUGACGAUGGAGCUGAUUCAUUCUUAAAUGUUUCAGUCAUUUUUUAAAAAUCUGUUUUCAGCUUUUGAAACUUUUCUUGAUUUUUUUUCAUGUCUGAUCAGAAACUGAAU